CGUCUCAACGGCAACGUACUCAAGGCCAUCCUCAUAGUCUUUCACCAAAUCCUCCGCCACAAACUUUGCCUUCACCUACUCAUUGGCACUACCGUCCUUCCACUCCACAAGAUACUCCAAAUUCUCACUCUUUCCUCUCCCUUUCAGAAUCUCCUGCACCUUCGUGUACCUUGGGGAUUCCACCGAGAUCCAAGAGAACCUUUGCCAUGCUGGUCCAGAUUCGUGUCGACCUUCGCUAGCAACUUCACGCAAGGCUCCGAGCUGAGUCCGACAACGAAGAGGAGCGGGGUGCGGCCGUUGAUGUCCACGACGUUGACGUCGCGGCCGUCGUCAGAUUCGAUUAAGUUUUUCAACGUGGACUCGUUGGCUUUCUUGGCGGCGGUCCACUAGGGAGUUUCGUACUCCACAACGACCAUUUAAUAAAAUGAAUUGAAGAUAAUUUAACAACUAUAUUAUCCGGUAUGAGUACUGGUAGAGAAUGAAGAGGUUCUGUUUCAAAAAAAUCAGAUAUUAUCGUGUUGAAGCAAUGUGUGACAAUACCUGGGAUAUGACAGGUCAGUGAAGUGAACAGAACUAAAGGCAUCUGGAUGCACGCUACAUGUCAUGCCUUUCAAUUAAUAUGAUUGUUCCUUUGAAAAUUUCUCCACACUCAAUCAUUACAACUCUUCUUCCUUUUCACUCCAGUGAGUAGUAUGUACAAUUACAGGAGUUCUUAUAAAUUUACUUAUAGUGGCUUCUAUUUUAACGGAUAGAAAAAAAGUCACCCUCUCUCUCUCUCUAACUCAACUCUACUCAUGGCCGUUUUUCUUUCGCCCAUCCCUCCCAAUCCCAAACCACCUUUCUCUCUCUCUCCCCUCUAAACUGAAUUUCCAUAUUCUCUUUCUGAACUUCUUCUCCUUGUUGUUGUGCGUCUCUCUCUCUCUCUCUCUCUGUUGUUCUUUUUCCAUGGAGUCGGCGACGAUUGCUGGCUUCCCUCGUCAAACCCUAAUUCGGGCGUGAAAGGCGUGCGAGGCAACCUCAUCGGUGGAGAAUGGAGAUUGUGACCGGAGAUCGGUACCUGGAGAAGCUGGUGCAGUUCGUGGAGAACCAGGCGGGUCCUCUGAUCGAAGGAGCCUUGGUGUUGAAGCUAAAUCCGGCGGGUCUCCACUACGUGCAAUCCCGGCUGGAGGCGCUGCACGAGCUCGAAAGCCUCCUCGCCGGCGCUCCGGUGGACUACCUCCGAGCCUACGUGUCGGACCUCGGCGACCACCGCGCCCUGGAGCAGCUCCGGCGGAUCCUGCGCCUCCUCACAUCGCUGAAAAUCGUUUCGGUUCUGCCUCAUCCCAUCAGGGACCCCACGCCCUUGUCCUUCUUGCCGUUUGGGCGCUUGAAGGUUCUGGAGCUCAGGGGUUGCGACUUGUCAACUUCCGCCGCCAAAGGCUUGCUCGAGCUCAGGCACACACUCGAGAAGAUCAUUUGCCACAACUCUACCGAUGCUCUGCGGCAUGUGUUUGCUAGCAGGAUAACGGAGGUGAAGAAUUCUCCGCAGUGGAACCGCUUGUCGUUUGUGUCAUGUGCGUGUAAUGGCUUGGUUCUCAUGGACGAGUCUCUGCAGCUUCUUCCUGCGGUUGAAACGCUUGACCUUAGCAGGAACAAGUUUGCAAAGGUAGAUAAUCUGCAUAAGUGUACCAAAUUGAAGCAUUUGGACCUUGGUUUCAAUCACUUGAGAACAUUUGCACCCUUCACCCAGGUUUCCUGUCAUAUUGUUAAACUAGUUUUGAGGAACAAUGCUCUAACUACUUUGCAUGGGAUUGAGAAUUUGAAGUCACUUGAAGGACUUGAUGUUUCCUACAAUAUUAUUUCCAAUUUUUCAGAGCUAGAGUUUGUUGCAGGGCUUCCAUAUCUUCAAAGCUUGUGGUUGGAAGGAAAUCCUUUGUGUUGUGCUCGAUGGUAUAGAGCACAAGUAUUCAGCUUCUUUGCCUAUCCAGAAAGGUUGAAGUUAGACGAGAAAGAAAUUAACACUAGUGAUUUUUGGAAGAGACAAAUAAUUAUUGCCAGUAUGCAUAAGCGACCUGCCAGUUUUGGGAUUUAUGUGCCUGCAAAGGAUGAAGCUGUCAUUGAAGGUGGCAAUAUCAGAAGGAGAAAGGUCUCUCGUCUUGUCAGUAUAAAAAAUGAAGAGACCACUAGCAUAUGUUCUGACGAGGACUUUGUCUCUUGUGCAAAUGAUAUUCAAAAUAGAGAGGAUCCUGAUUUAUCUGACAAUGAAGCUGAAAUGGUAGAUUUGAUAAAUAGAGUUGAGCAUAUGAAGAAAGAGCGCUCUAUUCAUUGGUUGAGGGAAUUUAAAGACUGGAUGGAUAUUGCUUCUGACAAAUCAGUAGAAACUAGAAAGGAAGGCAGCACUUCCCUGCAUCAUCAGAAAGAAAAUUACAUCAGAAAGAAGACAAAUCAGGAGCAGUCUGGUGACAUCUCAAGAUAUGCUUCAGACUCAGUUCUAGCCUCGGGAGAUGACAGUAGCAUGAAUAUUUUAGAAUCUGAUAGUUCUUUUGUAGAUAUGUCAGCUAGUUAUCAUAGACAACAGCACUUUGACUAUAGAGGUUUGCUUGGUAAUGCUAGUGGGGCUUCACAUUUUGACUCAGGAGGAGUGGACAUGGAGCGCCUUAAAUCCUCACUUGAGGGAAUUAGUAGUUCUCUCUCACAAAAUAGAAGUUCCCAUUCUGACACCGUUACCACCCAAGGAACACAAAGAAUGACUGAAAAUGUCAACUUCUCACCAUUGAGUACCAUUCAUGAUAUAUCUGGGUCUCAGUCAUCAUCUGCUUGCCCCACGUCUCCUCCUCAUUUUCAAGAAGACCUUCUUCAUCGCCGGCAACACUUGGUGGAGGAAAUUUUGCAGCUGUCGGCAGAUUCCUUUUCAGUGGUAUCUUUUGAUAGUAACACAAGCUGUAGUGAUGUUGAUUGCAGUGAAUUUGAGUUGUCAGUGCCUAAAGUUGAUAAUUUCCCAUGCAAAUAUUAUAUGAAUGGAAGUGUUGAUGGUCAUUUAUCUCAAAAUCAGCUCAAGGAAAAGUUUUACAACCCAAGACAAGGAAUUCUUCAUGCAAGAGAAAAUGGAAAUUCUUUAUCUAGUUCUACCUGUGACCCAACUUCUAAGCAGCAUUCAAUUGAUUUUGCUGCUGGUGCUGACAAUGCUGAGAGUGCAUUUUGUGCUAACCAGGACACUGGUUUGUUGGAGAAUAGAAAAAUUAGAAAAAAAGCCAAGAGAAUUAUUUCAAUAUUAGAAGAGAAUUUAGAUGUUGAUGCAUCUGAUCAUACACAAGAACAGACAAGUCAAGGACAGAUUUCUCCAAAUUUAAAACAAGUAUUGGACAUUGAUGAUUCUACUGAAUUUUCUGGGCACCAUUACUCUACCCAAGAGAAUGAUGAUUUGAUUGUGACAUAUUUCAAUACAAGUAUUGCUGAUUCUGAAGCCAGUGAGGUCUGUAGUCAUUGUAUGCGCUGUAAUUGUGUCCUUCAGAGGGAGACAAACUAUAUUGAAAGCGAAGUUGCAGUAUUGCUGAGCAGCCAUAAGAAGCUCUAUUUGCUACUAAUCAACAUUGCUUCUAAUGGGUCAGGAACACUUUUGAGUGUUUUGAGUUGCCACAAGAUUGAAGAAGUUUGUGAGGUGCUAGUAGGAAUGGGACUUCAGGUGUUAAGGGUAAAUUUUGAGAAUGGGGAAACGUAUCUUUUUGUAACAAGAAGCAUUGAGAAAUCAAGAGAACUACUAUGUACCAUACACGUGCUUGAUUCAUGUGGUGGAAAUGGUAGAUGCUCAAUAAGAAGUUUGGAGCAGGUCCAGGUUGAGUUGUUUGACAAUCAAAUAUGUGGUGGUUCAAAUGUGAGCAUAUAUCAGUAUGCAAUGGUGCUCCUCUUUUGUAAAAAUGGCAGUGAGGAAUCAUGGCUCUCGAGAUCACUCUUUGUGAUUGGAGGGAAUGUGCUUUUAUGCAUUGAAGAUCUUAAGCAGCUGUACUCAUUAUCAUCAGAUGCGUCUGUCUCUCCAUAUUUCAGAAUUGAUUCAUGUUGCUCCAUUGCUGACAUUACUGAGAUGGUUAUUGAGGUUGGUGGCAGCUGCUGUGUGACUUUAGGUCUGACUUGUCCAUUGGCAGAACUCCAUCCAUCUACCCAAAUGAACCUUCAAACCGUCAAUCAUGAAAAUACUGUUCCCCGGUCUCGUAAAUUGAAGCUUCAGUGGUUCUCUAAAGAUUACCUUGUGAAGUUUGUGUCAUUGUUGAAGGCAAUCCAUGAAAAAGAAACGGGGUCACCUUUGGUAGUAAGAUGUAUAUCGUAAAGCAUUUUUUCUGUGUUAUUUCAUAUUAAUUUCAUUCAUUUGAUUUUUGUUUUCAUAUUCUUUUCAUUUUCAAUUAGUUUGCUUGCAUGGUGUGUUGAGUUUGUAAUAGUUGUCUUCCUUAUAUUCUUUGAUUUAUAUGCACCCAGCGGCUGUUCUUUUUCUUUUCCUUUUUUUGACCAAGGUUGUUCUUUUUCUAUGUAUAGAGUUGUACAGUAUCACUACAGGUUAUUAACCUUUUUUUGUCUUGCUUCUCCCUA
Molecule: messenger RNA, 4557 nt
Organism: Glycine soja
Lineage: Eukaryota; Viridiplantae; Streptophyta; Magnoliopsida; Fabales; Fabaceae
Exons: 11
Coding region: 1031-4300 (1089 amino acids)
Cellular component (GO): cytoplasm
Molecular function (GO): protein binding
Source: RefSeq, a predicted model, not a curated record